AUGUUCAACAAGAAGAAUCCUGACAAGCAAGUGUCGUUAGUCAAUAUGCUCUCGACGAGAUAUGGAGAGAGUGCAGUGGCCGAAGCGCUUGUACAUGCGACGAAGGCCAAGAGAUCGAUGAAAAUCGCAUCACAGCUGCAGAGCCAGCAAUUCGAGAAUUGGUUGCACACGCACAAGUCUGCUGAUGACAUCUUUGCGAUGCUAAUAAUCAGUCACGAUCCGACUCCAGCUAUGAUCGACCCGAAACUGUAUGCGCUGCAAUGA
Molecule: messenger RNA, 264 nt
Organism: Phytophthora infestans T30-4
Lineage: Eukaryota; Oomycota; Peronosporomycetes; Peronosporales; Peronosporaceae
Exons: 1
Coding region: 1-264 (87 amino acids)
Source: RefSeq, a predicted model, not a curated record